This is a messenger RNA of Olea europaea var. sylvestris, 2110 nucleotides long. Its product is annotated as zinc finger CCHC domain-containing protein 8-like. The record is from RefSeq and is a predicted model, not a curated record. Gene Ontology annotation, cellular component: catalytic step 2 spliceosome. Bases 190 to 1827 code for a protein of 545 amino acids. NCBI's taxonomy places the organism in Eukaryota, Viridiplantae, Streptophyta, Magnoliopsida, Lamiales, Oleaceae. Gene Ontology annotation, molecular function: zinc ion binding; RNA binding. The transcript is spliced from 9 exons.
UUCUUAAUUAAAGAAAUCCUCUCUCUCAACACGCGCGCAUCGCGCACGAGCAUCGUGCACUCAGCGAUUUGUUGAAUCAAAUCUUGGAUCCUCAUCGGACCUUAUUGGCUUGGUCAGUUCUCCCGUUUCACAAUUGUCGGCGCAGUCGAGUAUCCCCAACUUCAAGUGCACUUUCAUACCUGGGGGCAUAUGCUCGAAUCUAUGGAAACUGAGGAUUUCAUCAACCUUCCUGCUUCUAGUAUUUCUCGAAGUGGAAGUGAGAAUAAUGAAUUACAUGAAUCUGGUUGUGAGCCUAGUGAAGUUGAUUCUUUACCUGUAAACUCCAAGUUCAGAGAUGGGAUCAAUGAAGUUAUCUCUGAUGUUGUACAUGAAAAGAAGGGAGCUUUGAUGGAAACUGAUGGUGAAAAAGAUGGGUUUGCUAGCAUGUCUACUCUGCCUGUGAGUUUUGAACUCACUGAAGCCGUUGCAGUAUCAGACAAGAUUGCUUGUCUCAGCUCUGUGGCACAUGCUGAGAAUGGGUUUCUAGCUGUUGAAGAGAAAAUUAGUCCUAAUAAUUGUAAAAGAGAUGAAACCCUUGUCAGUGGUCGAGGAAUAGAUGCUAGUCAAAUAUCUGGGGUUAAGAGACCCAGAUUAAGUGAUGAUGAAAAACAACCUUCCGUGCGCGUUAAUUAUAAUUAUCUGACCAGAGAUAGUAAAAGAAAGCUGGAGGAGCUAUUACAGCAGUGGUCACGUUGGCAUGGACAAAUCUGUUCGUCAUCAAAUGAUUCACAAGAAGUUUUCGUAUCUGGUGAAGAGACUUACUUUCCAGCUCUCUGUGUUGGUGUGGAUAAGCCUUCUGCGGUGACCUUUUGGGUGGACAACCAAAUAAGCAAUCAACCGAGUGAGGUGUUUAUACCAUUGGAUGGCAAUUCUGUCCCUCUUUAUGACCGUGGAUAUUCUUUGGCUCUGACUUCAACUGAUGGUUCCAUUAAUUUGGAUGGAGGCUUGGAUAUGUUAGAUAAUUCCCGUUGCUUCAACUGUGGUUCGUACAGCCAUGCACUUAAAGAAUGUCCUAAGCCCCGUGACAGUGUUACCAUCAAUAAUGCCCGAAAACAGCACAAGACUAGGCGUAAUCAACAUUCCAGUUCUCGUAACGCCACUCGAUAUUUUCACAGCUCUCCUGGGGGGAAAUAUGAUGGUUUAAGGCCAGGUGUACUUGAUUCUGAGACGCGGAAACUUUUAGGACUCAGGGAGUUUGAUCCACCUCCUUGGUUUAACAGAAUGCGGGAAAUAGGAUAUCCACCAGGUUACUUAGAUCCAGAUGAUGAGGACCAGCCAUCAGGGAUUACAAUUUUUGCUGAUGAGGCAACGAAGGAAGAAACUGAAGAAGGGGAAAUUCUUGAUCCAACUGUUGCUGAGCCAUCCAGGAAAAUGAGUGUUAAAUUUCCUGGAAUAAAUGCUCCAAUCCCAGAAAAUGCAGACGAAAGACCUUGGGUAGCUGGGUCGUCAAGUUACAAUGUAUCGAGACAUGGUUCGUACCGUGAAUAUAACCACUCGUCUGAGACUCUCAGCAGACGGCAUUAUCAUCAACAAAGGUGGUCCAGUGAUUUCGAAGAUGAUGGGCCUCCUGGAGUUGAUCCUGGAUCUCGACCCUCAAAUUAUUCUCAUAAAUAUGGCGGUUAUGACUCCAGUUACUCUUCCCCUAGUGCGAGAUCUAGUACAUCCAUUCCUAGAAGCCCGAGUUACGGCCGAUCCUUGUCGGACAGAGGUAGACGAAGCCAUCUAGUGCAAGAUGGUUCCGCAAACUGUGGUCGGUAUAGUACUGCACAUUCAUCAUCCCCCAGAUAGGCUGCUUUAGGGAUUAUUUAGUGUCUAUGUGGACUAUUGUGUGAUGGCCGAUGCAAAGUUUUAGCUAACUAGGAAAGAGGGAAAUGCAGGAUAAGUAUUCUUUUGAAUUGAAGGGAGUUAUAGUGUACAAAAUUAGACGUGUAAUGGACUUUUACAGAUACGUAUUCAAUGAUUGUAAACUUAAAAAUUUCUGGAGGCAAACUCAAGCCAUUCUAUCUUUAACAAGAUUUAGCUGUCUAUUGCAGAGAUCCUGAGAUAUACAACUGAUCUCUCUGUGUGGGUU